GUCGUCAAUGCGAGCUCCAUCAGGAAGGUCAAGAUGUCGACCAUCUUCGACCAGGCGGACGACUCCGAGAUCGCCCCCUGGUCGGCCCAACGGACGCGAACGGUCAUGGCGGCCUUCAAGGCGGCCAACGACGACGAGGACCCCGACCCAGACGAGGACGUCACUGGGGACCAGCUGGCGGCCUUGGAGCAUCGAAUCCAGACGGGCGCGUGCCCCUGCCCCGACUUCGGGGUGUGGCGGCCGUACGGCCAGCGGUUCGCGCGCACCCUCAAGCUGGUCGUGCAUCACAUCACGCCGGCCGGCGACUACAGGCCUUACGAGGUGCCAGGGCCGCCGACGUUCGCGGAGUGGCUGCCUGCGUUCCGAGUUUUCUCGGUCGGCAUGCGUGCGCUCGGGGCCGCCACGACCGCGAGGCUCCAGCUGUGCCAGAACAAGAUCUCCAAGUUCAACAACACCUAUAGGAGGCGCGCCGAGGAAGAGUACGCGGCUGCGCAGGUUCCGGGGGCGCCGCACGCCUUCGACCCGAAGAUGCCGUGGGACUACUGCUUCAAGGCCGCCGCUGCCGACUCCGAUUUCUGGGAUGAGGAGCUGGGGCGCAAGGCGACGCUCUGGGUCACCCACCUCAGGACCAGGCAGCAGCUCACCGACGACGGCACUGGGCAUUCCGGCGGCAACGGCGGCGGCAAGCGCGGUGCGAAGCGCGCCUGGGGGAGCCAGGACCGCGCAGCCUCGGACUCCAGCCAGUUUGGAGGCAGCGGCCGCGGUCGCAGCGGAGGACGCGGCGGGGGCCGUGGCGCCGCGGGCGGCGGCAAAGGCAACGCGAAGCAUCCGGACGGCAGGUGGCGUGGGGACGAGAGAGGCAAGCCGCUUUGCUGGGCGUGGAACCACAACGCCAAUGGGUGCAGCGAGGUGUGCGCCAACGGCAGGGUGCACGCCUGCGAGUGGUGCAG
This is a messenger RNA of Prorocentrum cordatum, 950 nucleotides long. The record is from the annotation of a GenBank genome assembly. Lineage: Eukaryota; Dinophyceae; Prorocentrales; Prorocentraceae.